This is a messenger RNA of Gossypium arboreum, 1302 nucleotides long. RefSeq names its product (S)-coclaurine N-methyltransferase-like. The record is from RefSeq and is a predicted model, not a curated record. The coding region runs from base 580 to 912 and encodes 110 amino acids. The transcript is spliced from 4 exons. Lineage: Eukaryota; Viridiplantae; Streptophyta; Magnoliopsida; Malvales; Malvaceae.
AACCGCCCUGACGCACCCCCUAUGUUACCACAAAAAUCAAACGAAAGAGCUCGUAACAUUGAUGAUGCACAUGCCAAUCACCUAGAGUAAGCAUAGACAAGUCUACUAAGGUUGGCAGUUCUAGCAGCCAAACAUUACUCUCAGAAAAUCCAAGCACUUCAUAGUCUCGGCAGAAAGGAACGGAAAGUUGAAGUAUCAAUCUAGCAAAGUAAAGCGUUUGCUAAUGGAGGGUCUGAUGCAAGUGCCUUAUGAUGUUACGCAUAUGAAGAACUAUCAGGAUCUUCUCAAGAAGAUAUCAAAGUGGAUGAAACAGGAUAGUCUUCUUUUUGUUCAUCAUUUCUGUCAUAAAGCAUUUGCUUACCACUUUUGAGACUUGCGAAAUAAACUGAUUGUGCUGAGUAACCCUAAUUGUUAUUUCUAAUAUGGGUUUAUGCAAUAACUAGACGUCAUCCCGUUUUCAAGAAUCUAUUUUAAAUCGAAGGGAUCUUAGCUGAACUGACAAUAUCUUGUCAAAUUCUUUUAAUCUAAGACAUAAAUGAAGAUGACUGGAUAACCAGGUACUUCUUUACAGGAGGUAGAAUGCCUUCAGCUAAUCUGCUUCUCUAUUUCCAGGAUGAUGUUUCUGUUGUAAACCAUUGGCUUAUGAAUGGGAAACAUUAUGCAGAAACUAGUGAAGAGUGGCUGAAGAGGAUGGACCGAAGCUUGGCUUCCAUUAAGCCAAUAAUGGAGUCCACCUAUGGCAAGGAUCAGGCUGUGAAAUGGACAGUGUAUUGGAGAACAUUCUUUAUUGCUGUUGCGGAACUCUUUGGAUACAAUAAUGGAGAAGAAUGGAUGGUUGCAGUUUUCCUAUUCAAGAAGAAAAAAAGCCAUCAUCAAUUCUCAUUUCCACCAAUAAUCAGCUUGGGGCAUUAGGGAACUAAAAUAAGAGCAACUGUAGAAUCGUUGAAUAUUUUAUGCAACUCCUCCUCCAUUGGAAAGACGAAUGCAUUUUGUAUUUUGGACGAAAUCAAACAACUGCAUCAAGAACCAUCAAUGUAGAAAAUAAAUCACGAUAGACCCAAGGAACUCCAUACAGAAGUUGCAAUGAAGGCAGGCUAUCAGGGAUUAACAGGCUAAAAACUCAAUGGUAAGUACUUGUUUGGUUUUCCUUCUCAUAUCUCAGGCACUCUAAUGUGGCUUGGAGGGUCAUACUUGAUAGGCUUCCUAUUACAUUUUUAGUUGCAAAGCUUAGGUAUUCUAGUGAUUAACAGAAACUGCUUGUAACGUUAUGAUGAUAUGGAGCCGAGAAAUCAUUCUUGAAAA